Messenger RNA from Ostrinia nubilalis (European corn borer), 1030 nucleotides. RefSeq names its product DNA-directed RNA polymerase III subunit RPC6 (gene Polr3F). Gene Ontology annotation, cellular component: RNA polymerase III complex. The record is from RefSeq and is a predicted model, not a curated record. NCBI's taxonomy places the organism in Eukaryota, Metazoa, Arthropoda, Insecta, Lepidoptera, Crambidae. Bases 119 to 1012 code for a protein of 297 amino acids. The transcript is spliced from 5 exons. Gene Ontology annotation, biological process: transcription by RNA polymerase III.
GCGUGGACGUAGCGUGGAGGACAGAGUAAAUUAUUCGCACAGGGAAGCAAAAUAAAUAGAAGAACUUGGUACUUUGGUUUGGUAGUUACUGUGCCUGUGGUUUUAAAUAAUAGCUACUAUGAGUGAAUCAUCAGAAGACGAACUUAAAGAGAAAAUCUUAAGUAUUGCAAAGAAGAAUCCAAAAGGUAUUACUGAUAAUGAUAUAACCACAGCUAUACCCGAUCUCACAGCAGCCGAACUUGUCGCCACAAUCAACAAACUAUUGCAACAGGGGUGUUUCGAUAUUUAUAAACAAGGAGGCUCUUUGGUUUACAGGUUAAAAGCUCAGUCAAGUAAACAAGCUGUUAAAGGAGCAGAUAAUGAAGAAAAAGUUGUAUUUAACUUGAUUGAAGAAGCAGGAAAUAAGGGUAUAUGGAUUCGGGAUAUAAGGAAUGGUUCAAAUCUUGCUAAUACACAACUAACAAAGGUACUGAAGAAUUUGGAGAGCAAGAAACUUAUCAAAGCUGUUAAAUGUGUAAAUGCCUCCAAGAAGAAAGUGUACAUGCUUUACAAUUUAGAACCUGACAGAUCAGUGUCUGGAGGUGCUUGGUACCAAGAUCAGGACUUUGAAUCUGAAUUUGUGGACAUACUUAACCGACAAUGCCUCAGAUUCCUGCAACAAAGGGCUGACAAAAUAAAAAAUAAUCCAAGGGGACCAAUAAUUGGGAGAACACAAUCAUAUGCUACAGCUGUAGAAGUUCAAAAGUAUAUAACGGAUCUAGGCAUAAGCAACGUAAAACUAGAAGUUGAAGAUGUGAUUACUAUAUUGAACACUUUAGUCUAUGAUGGUAAAGCAGAGAGUAGUGUGUACUCUGAUGGCAGCAAAGUCUAUAGAGCGAUUGAGGCUCUUAUACCAUCUCCUGGCUUAGUGCAAGUGCCUUGUGGUGUCUGCCCAUUAAUCCACAAGUGUUGUUCUACAGGUCUUGUAACUCCACAAGAUUGUAUUUAUAUGGCUGAAUGGUUAGAGCAAUAAAAUAAUUACAAAAAGAAA